AUGGUUGAUAAUAACAGUUAUUAUGGUGUUGAGAUCCCUUCUAUGGGACUUUUUUCAAUAGUUAUAACCGCUAUUGGAACGGUCAUUGGCUACAUUGUAGCUUUUAGAAAUGGUCCUAAAGAUGGAAAACAUCUUUCAUUAUUUUAUACCGUUGAUUCACAUAAUAAUGAGGUGCAAGAACCAAUCCCAACCAUUACAUUCAAUCGAAUUAUUGUCUUAUACAAUUUCGCGACGUUUGGAUCUGCGUUAAUACCUACAGCCAGAGUUUUACAUUUGGGUAUUUUUCGAGAAAAGAUCUCGUUACAACCUGUUGAGUACUAUAAUAAAUUACCAUCAGAACCAAAUAUUGAUCAAGUGAUAGUGUUGGAACCAAUGAUUGCAACUGGUGGUACAGCCAAUGCUACUAUUAAUAUUUUAAAAGAUUGGGGUAUAAAAAACAAGAUCAAGUUUAUAAGUGUUUGUGCAUCUCGUCAGGGAAUUGAACAUAUUUUGAAAAUGCACACAGAUGUUGAAAUAUUUGUUGGAGUUGUGGAUGAAAUCUUGGAUGAGCAUGGUUAUAUUAUUCCAGGUUUAGGUGAUGCUGGUGAUAGAUUAUAUGAUACUCCACAUUUGUGA
Messenger RNA from Entrophospora sp. SA101, 615 nucleotides. The record is from the annotation of a GenBank genome assembly. NCBI's taxonomy places the organism in Eukaryota, Fungi, Glomeromycota, Glomeromycetes, Entrophosporales, Entrophosporaceae.